AUGAGUCGGCUCUUUUUGUACUUGCUGGUGAUAGCCACACUAUGUAUAUCAUUGGCAUUUGCUAAAAAGCCCAAGAAUGCUGAAAGCGUCUUAUCAGAAGAGAACAUUGCAGCCACUGAAGAAGAAAAAAUUGCAAACAACGCACUCAAGAUAGGAGCAUUACGUGUUGGUGCAGACAAUGUACUUUUGCCUGAUGCUUCAGCAGAGCAUCCCUUGAUCAUCUCUAAUCCAGAAGAUCAACCCUUAUGUAAACCAGACGUCGAAAUCAAACCCUCUCGUUCUAUCAAGGUUAUGGAAGGCUAUGAAGUGCUUGUAUUGACAAAUGCCAUCACCAAUCCUCGCAAGAUGAUGAUUGAUCCAGCUAACCAUGUGCUUGUUGUGUCUCCUGAAAACGGUGUCUAUUCCAUCCGUAUGGACAAGUGUGGCAACUCCAACGUGCAGUUAAUUGUCAGUAACGCUCAAAUGGAUCAACCCGCAGCUCAGGGUAUUGCUCUUUUUGACCACCACUUGUUUGUCUCUACCGCCAAUUCCGUGUAUAAAUUCCCAUACAGUGAUGGCCAGCAUUCUCCAACCGGGAACGGUGUUAAGAUCUUAACCAACAUCAAUCCUGAUAACGACGACGCCAUGCCUGAUGUGGUUAUCGACCCCUUUGGUUAUGCCUUUGUGCCUCGCUCCGUCGCUGAUAUCAACGAUAACGUGGAUCCCUCACAAGCCAUUAUCAAAAAAUUCAACUUUAAACUUAUUCCCGAGAGCGGUUUUGAUUACAAUACGCAUGGCGAGGUGCAGGCUUACGGUACAAAUACGCAUGGUUCCAUGGGUUUCGAUGCUCAAGCCCGUCUUUGGGGCAUCAACAGUGCUCCCCACUCUGAGAUCAGACGUUCUGAUAUCAGUGCUGAUCAUGAUCUUGCCGCCACUGGACUCGCUGAAGAACUCAACCUGUAUGAAAAUCCUGGAGCCAACUAUGGCUUUCCUUACUGUAUGACAGAGUUUGAUCUCAAGGAUGUUUCCGCUUCUUCCAAAGGAUUGGGUGCUCAAUGGGCUCAUCCUGCCUUUAUGAACGACUCUGUUUCUUUGGAUGACUACUGUCAAGUCGAGUCCUACAAUAUCCGUCCGUCUGUGCCCCUUACACCUAACUCCAUUGCUACCUCCGUUCACUUUUACAUGGGCGAGUUCUGCUCUGUGGGUGAUUUGACCACUCAAGGCUCUUCUGUCGGUCUUCCAUGUAAUUGGACUGAUACUCCAAUCUUGGCCAAUCAUGGUACUACUGGGAACUCUGCUGGACACAAUGUGGUGCGUCUUCAUUUUGAUGAUCUUGGACAUAAGCCUCGCUGGGAUAAAGAACCUGAGGUGAUCUUGGAAGAAGCUGAACCUUGUGAUGAGGAGGACUGUAUCUCUCCCUUUGGCUUGACUGUUGACAAGUACGGUCGCUUGUUUGUCAGUAGUGAUUCUACCAAUGAAGUCUUUAUGGUUUCUCGCAUCUACAACCAAGAUGCAGUGAAGAUGCUGACUGAUAGAGCCAAUGCUGAAGAUGACAAGGAUGAUGACGAUGAUAAGGAUGAUAAGGAUGACAAAGAUGACAAGGAUGAUGAUGAUGACAAAGACGACAAAGACGACAAAGAUGACAAAGAUGACAAAGAUGACAAAGAUGACAAAGAUGACAAAGACGAUAAAGACGACAAAGACGACAAAGACGACAAAGACGACAAAGACGAUAAAGACGACAAAGACGACAAAGACGACAAAGACGACAAAGAUGAUGAUGAGGAUGAGGAUUAA
Molecule: messenger RNA, 1776 nt
Organism: Mucor velutinosus
Lineage: Eukaryota; Fungi; Mucoromycota; Mucoromycetes; Mucorales; Mucoraceae
Gene: CHA1
Product: catabolic L-serine/threonine dehydratase
Exons: 2
Coding region: 1-1776 (591 amino acids)
Source: RefSeq, a predicted model, not a curated record